AUGCCAGACGAUUCACCUCCUUCUUACCAAACAACCAUGGCUCAGCCCGCUCUGAAUAUCACCAGUCCAUCUGGUGUGACACAUCCUGCCAAUAGCGACCCCGCUUUGGCCAACACUGGUCCUGUUCAUCGACCGAGUCACAACAGAGCAGACAGUGACGCCAGUAGUAUGAGCGAUAUCAGUGACGCCAGUGAAGCAGGAUUGACACCUGGCUUGGUGGAUGAAGAAGGAAGAAGAAGUAUGGAUGAUGAACAACGAGAAUUGCCACAAGGUUGGGUUAGAUGUUUUGAUCCAAAGACUGAACAUCAUUUUUACGUCGAUGUAGCUACGAAAAGGUCCACUUGGUUACAUCCUUACGACGAUCCAGAAUAUCUUCGUACUUUACCCGACACUCAUCCCGCUCAUCCAAAUUCGGCAGAGGCCAGUGCUAUGCGUAAACGAGCAGAAGAUGAAGCUUUGAUGGUAGAAGAGAUGAAAGCUGCUAAAGAUAAGAAUCCAAAAGGUUCUUCAUCUCUUUCCCCUAAAGACAACGCGGCUGGUCCUUCGGUUGAGAGAGGCGCAAAUCCCGAUGGAACUCAUCCAUGGGAUAACGCACAGACACAACAUAGGAAUUGGUUACAGAAGAAGAAAGAUCAACUUAUCGGGACUAAAGAGGAAAGACAGAAAGCAAAAGAAGAAAAAAGGAAGAUGAAAGAAGAAGCUAGAAAACGUCGUCGUGAACAAGAAGAAGAAUAUUUACGUAGAAGGCAAGAGUUGCUGAAACGGCAAAUGAACGAUCCGAACAUACGCGCGUACUACGCUUCGGACCCAUUCGGCUAUGCCGCCCCGGCUGGACCGUACUCGCGUUCAGGAGGUUUAUACUCGAAUCCUUAUGGUUAUGGAUACUCGGGAGGUUACGGACGUAGGUACGGAUACAAUAGUUACGGUGGUUAUGGCGGUUAUGGUGGUUAUGGUUACGGAGGUGGUUUAGGUGGGGGUGGCUUGUUGUUAGGUGGAGGUGCGGGACUGCUGGGUGGUCUUUUGAUCGGUGAUGCACUUGCUGGCGGCGGAGGUUUCUAAAUAUCUUGUUCCAAGUAUCAAACACGAACACAUCUAUAAAGUCCGAGGCUGAAAGAAUAUAUGUACAGUAUGUAUCGCUUACUGAU
Messenger RNA from Tremella mesenterica DSM 1558, 1145 nucleotides. RefSeq lists its product as uncharacterized. The transcript is spliced from 6 exons. The record is from RefSeq and is a predicted model, not a curated record. Gene Ontology annotation, molecular function: protein binding. Bases 1 to 1059 code for a protein of 352 amino acids. NCBI's taxonomy places the organism in Eukaryota, Fungi, Basidiomycota, Tremellomycetes, Tremellales, Tremellaceae.